This is a messenger RNA of Trichomycterus rosablanca, 1657 nucleotides long. RefSeq names its product NBL1, DAN family BMP antagonist (gene nbl1). NCBI's taxonomy places the organism in Eukaryota, Metazoa, Chordata, Actinopteri, Siluriformes, Trichomycteridae. The transcript has 4 exons. Gene Ontology annotation, biological process: animal organ morphogenesis. Gene Ontology annotation, molecular function: BMP binding; receptor ligand activity. Bases 94 to 684 code for a protein of 196 amino acids. The record is from RefSeq and is a predicted model, not a curated record.
UCAUCUCUGACAUCAUCAAUCGAUCACCUAAUCACCGAUUAAUCGUCUCUGCUCGUCGGCUGCAGAUCCUGCGACUCUCUGACCGGUGCACCCAUGCUGCUGAUUGGCUGUGUGCUGCUGGCUGUGUGCUCGGCGGCGCCCCCUGCACACAUUAACCGCCUGGCGCUGUUCCCAGACAAGAGCGCCUGGUGUGAGGCCAAGAACAUCACACAGAUCGUGGGGCACACGGGGUGCGUGGCACAGUCCAUCCAAAACAGAGCAUGUCUGGGACAGUGUUUCAGUUACAGCGUACCCAACACCUUUCCCCAGUCCACCGAGUCCUUGGUACACUGUGACUCCUGCAUGCCGGCGCAGACUCAGUGGGAGGUGGUGACCCUGGAGUGCCCGGGUAACGAGGACGCCCCUCGUGUGGAUAAGCUGGUGGAGAGAAUCCUGCACUGCAGCUGUCAGUCCUGCACUAAAGAGCUGGGACAGGAGGGGGCGCUACUGCAGCUCUACAGCACCGACAACACACACCAACCUGAUACACACAACACACUCGCCUCACAGACACACACAGACACACACUCACGCAUCGAUACACACACACACCCCGACACACACUCAAACAGCAACACACACUCACGCACCGACACACACGCUCAGGAGUCCAACACGCCUAUACACAUAACAGAGGGAGGAUAAACACACACUCACACACUCACACACACUCACACACUCACACACUCACCCACACUCACUCACUCACAUACACACACACACUCACACACACACACACACACUCACACACACACAUACUCACUCAGACACCCACACACACACACACACACACACACACACACACAUACACACACACACUCACUCACUCACUCACACACCCACACUCACUCACUCACAUACACACACACACUCACACACACACACACUCACACACACACACACUCACUCAGACACCCACACACACACACACACACACACACUCACUCACUCACACACACACACCCACAUUCACUCACUCACACACACACACACACACUCACUCACACACUCACUCACACACACACCCACUCACACACCCACACACUCACACACACACACACACACUCACUCACACACCCACACACACACUCACUCACUCACACACCCACACACACACACACACACACACACCCACUCACACACACCCACUCACACACACUCACACACCCACACACUCACACACACUCACUCACACACCCACACACACACACACACUCACUCACACACCCAAACACACACACACACACACCCACUCACACACACACCCACUCACACACACACACACACACACACCCACUCACACACACACCCACUCACACACACACUCACUCACACACACACCCACUCACACACACACACACACCCACACACUCACACACUCACUCACUCUUCCACUCACACACUCACUUAUUCACACACACCCACUCAUUUCUUUGUUAUUCUUGCUUGGUGAGUCUUUAGCACUUUUUUAAACCACCCUUGGGACCCACCAGAAUCUUCCUGCACACACACACACACACACACACACACACACAUGUAAACACACACACACUUACUUUAUUGAAGCUGUAUGUUAGCAGUGUGCACUUCUGUAAACAUAAUAAACAUGUUAAACUGC